Molecule: messenger RNA, 2793 nt
Organism: Microplitis demolitor
Lineage: Eukaryota; Metazoa; Arthropoda; Insecta; Hymenoptera; Braconidae
Gene: WDY
Product: WD repeat-containing protein on Y chromosome
Exons: 13
Coding region: 1-2793 (930 amino acids)
Molecular function (GO): protein binding; calcium ion binding
Source: RefSeq, a predicted model, not a curated record
AUGAGCGGGCAAAACAGACCACUGAAAAAUUUGGCAAUUAAAGAUGGAGAAAUUUAUGAGAAUGAAUUGCAUGAAAUUUUCGAAAAAAUUUUAUCAAUUAAAAUUCCCAAAGAGGAAUUUAAUGUAUUAUUUAAAAAAAUAGAUACUUCGCGGGACGAUAGAAUAACGUGGGAUGAAUUUUUGUCUCAUAUGUUAUUAGAAUUUCGGUUGAAAGGAACUGCGACAUUAAAAUCACAACCUCUAGAACUGCCACUAGUAGGUUCACCGAAAUUAAUUAAAAGUCGGCAUCCUUAUGCUAUUUGUAAAGUAAUAUUAUAUCCAGACAUUUCAAUUCAAGACAAAUCAUCAAGGAUGAACUCAUGUAAAUAUUUAACUGCUAGUAAAGACGGUACUAUAAAUUAUUGGUCUGCCGAUUUUACUCAUCAACGACAAGUCAAAGCUAUUAAUCCUUCUUUAAGAGUAUCUCGCACAAUGAUAAUAGACAUGAUCGCAAUGCCGGAUGUAAAAAUUAUUUGCGUAAAUUCAGCAGAACGUGAACUCCGAUUUUAUGAUAUUGCAAUUAAUAAAUUUGAAUUAAGAAUGAGAAUACACAGUUUCAAAGAUGCUGUUGUAUGUAUGAGUUAUUUUUUUAAUGAACAUUUGAAAGACGAUUCAUGUAUAAUAUUAGGAGACACAAAUGGUUCCGUUUUUAUAAUUACAUUUAAUCCAGUGGAUAGAGGUCCUUUUAAACAACAACCUGACUGUGAUGUUUUUGAAAUUCAUUACGAGAACGCUCUUAAAAAUAAUAUUAUUGGUUUGAAAAUGACAGCAUUCAAUGCUAUCCAUAGUAACUGGGUGUCUCAAGUAAAUUAUUAUAAAAGUUAUCGAGCUUUUAUUUCAUGCUCAAAAUGUUCAGAAACAUCUUUAUUUUUUUGCGAUAUCACUGGAACUAAAAUGCAAUAUAGUUUCAACGUUCCUUUGGGAAUAUCAUGUUUUGCUUUUCAUGAAGGAAAAGAAUUAUUGCUAACUGGUGGCCCUGAUUGUUUAGUACGAGCAUGGAAUCCUUUUGUGGCGAUAAAAGCUAAUGCUAUUUUUCAAGGUCAUCAAACACCAAUAUGUGCUAUUAUAAUACACGAUAGUGCAGAGAAAGCUUACACACUAUCUAAAGAUAGAUGUAUUAAAGUCUGGGACAUUGAAUCUCAAAUUUGUAUUCAAACGUACAAUCGAUUGCCAAGUGAACUCAGUGAAUAUACUAUGAUGUCAGUUGUUUAUAAUUCUGUUACACAUCAACUGGUAAUAGCAAGUAUGAUGAUAGCGGUUGUAAUUUGUGAAAAAAUAAUUGAUAAAACUAAAUCUGAUGGUGAAAGUCACACUAAAAAAAUCACUUGUGUUAUUUAUAAUCCUUUAUUCAAAGUGAUAAUAACAACUGGAGUUGAUUCUUAUAUAAUUAUGUGGGAUCCUUGGUGUGGACGUUGUAUAUAUGUGAUCAGAGAUGCUCAUACUGAAAUGUAUUUAGGAAAAUUAAAACAACUUCCAAUUACUGCAGCAACUUUUGAUCCUUGCAAUCAAUUAUUAAUUACUGGCGCGAUAGAUGGUUCUUUGAAAGUUUGGAGUUUUAGCUCUGGUACUUGUGUAAAGACGAUGAUGAUUGAACGAAAAUGUAAAAUUACAGCGAUAAUUUGGUUGAAAAAUCGAAUUCUUUGUACUGGACAGAAUCUCGUAUAUAUUACAGAGUUUGCAGACACUGAAACGGGAAUUUAUCGAAAAAUUUGGAAAAAACAACAUACUGGUGGUAUAUUAUCUGUUGCUGUAAAACUUCCUCAAACUCUUGCUACUAGUUCUGCAAAUGGUGAACUUAUUUUGUGGUACUUGGAGUCUGGUCAGCCAUACAAAAUAUAUCACCUUUUCAAUCCAGUUAAAGGAUAUCGAUGGAUGGAUUAUAAAGAAAAUCCAUGUGAGCUAUUAUACAAAAAAAGUGAAAAUCAAAACACAAUAAAAGAAAAUUCAAAAAUAGUCGGCCUUGCUAUUUUAUUUCUUACUACAAGACCGAUAACACCCAACAUCGGAAGUCUAUUAGUAUCUUUGAAUUCUGGGCUAAUUCAAGUAUGGAGUCAUCAUCCGGCUGGUGGAUUGCUCGGAGAUUUUACAGCGAUUCAUACUGAUAAAGAUUAUUGUCUUAGUUUAUCUUCAGAUCCUGAAAAUAAUUUUUUAAUAACAGGACAUUCCGUGGGAUAUAUCAAAGUUUGGUUAAUGAAGAAUUAUAAAAUUCAAUCAUCUUUAAAAAUAAAUAUGGCUAAAUUGAAAUUGGAAUUUUGUUUUCUAUGGAAAGAUCGUAUUAUAGGUCGUGCAAAAAGAGCGAUUCGUAAUCAAAAAUUACCAAUGCUCUUAUCUUCUUUUCGAGGUCAUACGAUGCCUGUAAAUUCUGUUCAAUUUAUACCAAAUGCUAGACUAAUUGCAAGUGGGAGUUCAGAUCGGACAGUUAGAUUGUGGACAUUUGGCGGUCAAUAUAUCGCUACUUUAGGAACAUUUAAGGAAUGGAAAACAAUCUUACCUAAUGUUCCAGCUGCUAAAUAUUAUGAAGACAGUAAAAUUCCACCCGAUAUUAGCAAAAUUGGUUCAUCGACUACGUUGAAGGUUCUCAGAGGUGGAUCUAUUUGGGUGAAAUUUAAAAAAAUAGACAAAGCUAAACAAUUCGCCGAGCUAACUGACGAUGAAAAGAAUUUAUUGUAUGGCAAAAAAUUAGAUAAUUCAGUUUUUGAAUUUAAUGCUUGUACUACUCCAAAAAUUUACGAAGAUAUAUACAAUAUUCGAUAA